GUCUGACAUGAGCCAUGGAGCGCGUCGGAUCGCUGGUCCGUCUCGGGAACUUUUCAGACGUGUACACCGAAGAGCUAAAGAUCGCCAACUUCCACGACCCUCCGUUCCUCUAUGUCGAGAAGAUAGGUGAGGGCCGCUAUAACUACAGCGGCUACCUGCUGGACCUGUGGGACGUCAUGUGCCGCGAACUGAACGUGACGUACCGCAUGCUGCCCCCCUCGCCCGGCGGAUUCGGCGCCCUGCUGACCAACGGCACCUGGACGGGCAUGGUGGGGGAGGUGGUCAGCCAGCGCGCGGACGUGGCGCUCUCGUGGCUGCACUACCGGCGGGACCGGGCCGCCGUCCUCGAGUACCUGGACAUGGUGCCCGUCUUCAGCGCCAGCUACGACUUCUUCCUUCGCGCCGGCGAGCGGGACGCGCCGCAGCUGAGCGGCGACGUGUUCUCCUCACUGCUGCGGCCGCUGCACACGAACGUCUGGCUCCUGCUCCUGCUGAGUAUGCUGGUGCUGUCUGUGGGCCUGACGCUGACGGUCCGUCUCAAUCGGGGCCGCGGGGAGACGGAGAGCACGUGCCGCCAGUUCUCUCUGGGCUCCAGCGUCCUGGCCAUCUUCAUGACCGUCACCGGCCAGGGCUGGUCCGUUCUGCCGGCCUGCCUCUCGGCACGGACCGUCACCAUCUCCAGCUGGGUCCUGGGUAUUUUGAUCAGUAUCAACUACACGGCCAACCUGAUGUCGUUUCUGACAGUCAGUCGGCCGGAGGCUCCCAUCAGCAGCCUGGACGAGUUUUCCGCCCGGGACGACUGGACGUUCGCGAUGGAGAGCGGUGUGGGCAUCAUAGGGGAUUGGGCGAAGAGUGCCUCGGCCAGUGAGCGCCACCUAUACCGUCGCGUGGUGACCGGCGAGCGGUUCCUCGCCCUGAACGGCACCCCGGAGGUCAUGGCGCGCGCCGCGCGGCCCAACACGCUCCUCUACUACAACAUGCCGAUGCUGUUCAAGUGGCUGGAGGAGGACGCGUGCCACCUGCUUCCGCUGCGGAAGAAGCACCCCCACCGCCGGGAGGAGCCCAACUACCUGGUUCUGCGCAGGGGACUGGGCGCGCUCAGAAACAGGAUGAACAAACUUCUGCAGCGUCUGCUGCAGUCCGGCGCCGUGGACCGCCUGCGGCGCCGCUGGUUCGGCCACGGCCGCCGCCUCUGCGCCGCCGUGGCCGCCGUGCGGCCGCUGACGCUGGCCGACCUGGCCGCCGUGCUGGCGGUCACGCCGCUGGCCGCCGCCGCCGGCUGCCUGCUGCUGGGCGUGGAGCUGCUGGUCAGGCGGCUGAGCAGACGGCGGGACCAGCAGCGGCGGCAGGGGGCUCUGGGGGAGGGGGAGGUCUGCGACAGCGUCCGGGGUAGGGAGUGGUAGGGGCAAACUGAAGACGGACACUUUUUGUGAUGCUUGAGUCGACCGAUUAGUUUGUAUUACAUGCAUAACAUGUGAGAGAAGAAAAUGUAAAACACUGGUUGCAGAGACAUUGUGAUUGAACGGGGUCGCCCUGCCCCCUAGGUCGAUUGCCCCGACACCUGGUGGCCAACUGACCACGGCUAUUGAAGCGGCGAAAGGGGUGCUACUGACGGGGUCUGUACCUUCAUAGCAUAGUAUAGUAUCUAUGACCGUGCUUCAUAGUUUUUAUGUCCUUAGGUGAUUGCCUAACUCAUCAUUAUUUUCGUCUGAUAACAAAUAUACCUGAAAAUCAC
This is a messenger RNA of Amphibalanus amphitrite, 1735 nucleotides long. Its product is annotated as glutamate receptor ionotropic, kainate 4-like. Bases 15 to 1403 code for a protein of 462 amino acids. Gene Ontology annotation, cellular component: membrane. The record is from RefSeq and is a predicted model, not a curated record. Gene Ontology annotation, molecular function: glutamate-gated receptor activity. NCBI's taxonomy places the organism in Eukaryota, Metazoa, Arthropoda, Thecostraca, Balanomorpha, Balanidae. The transcript is spliced from 7 exons.